Caenorhabditis sp. 36 PRJEB53466 is the source of this 3184-nucleotide messenger RNA. NCBI's taxonomy places the organism in Eukaryota, Metazoa, Nematoda, Chromadorea, Rhabditida, Rhabditidae. The record is from the annotation of a GenBank genome assembly.
AUGGACGAUUUUUUCCAAGCAACACCGUACCGCUUCGCUUCCGGAGUAGAUGAGGAGGAGGAGGAGGAGGAGAAGAAAAGCGAGACGAGUCGGCGGAAUCAGCGGAAAAGCGAUCCGGAAGAGCAGGAGGAGGCGGCGGCGGUGCAGAUUGUGAUGGUGCAUCGGCUGAGUUUCGAGUGAGUGCCGCACCCGAUUGAGCCAUUCAUAAGAGAACGCGUUCAGCGAUCAAAGUGUGCGUGCGGGCUUCAUCCGAAAAGUGUUCGCACUCGUCACUCUUAUGGUAUGCGCACGCGAAACCACUUGGUUUGGACGGUCCCCAAUUUUCAGUUCGCAGUCACCGCCGGCUUCUCGUCGGUUCCGAUCAUCAGCAAAGAUUUUGCAGAGUGGUGUCACGAGUACUGGUGGCUGACCUACGUGUCCAUGUGAGCACCAAUUCUCAUCAUUAUUUGACAUUCCUGAUGCCGCGUUCAAAGUCUCGGAAAACCCGCAAAUCCCGCGGAUUUUGCAGUCCAAAGUCGGCAGAAAUUUGCGGGAAAUCCGGGGUGCGCACAGCUGAACGAGUGUUACCGUACACCAUAAAACCACGGUAUUUUUUGAAAAUUUACCCAAGAAAUGGGAAAAAUUUCAAAUAUUCUCUCGAGAAAUUUAAAUUUUUUCAAAAAAUACCGUUGAAAAUUUACCCAAGAAAUUUGAAAAUUUUCAAAUAUUCUCGCGAGAAAUUUAAAUUUUUUAAAAAAAUAUCGUUGAAAAUUUACCCAAGAAAUGGGAAAAAUUUCAAAUAUUCUCUCGAGAAAUUUAAAAGGCAAUGUCUGAGAACCUCGAAAUUCGCUAAUUACACCAGGUCACUAAAAAUUCAGAAUGCUUCAAUUUGUCCCAUAUUAUACCCAAUGGGUACUUACAUAACAGUCAUACAUCAGACAAGUUUUGGUCCGGCUCCGUGGUCCCUAGUCCGAUCACGAUCCCAAAAGAGGUAAAAACUGUAACUAAUUUCAAAAAAAUUCUAGCGUCUCAGACUCAACACCAUUCGAUUUCUCGCAUCUUUUUAAGCAUUUUUCAUGUUGGCACCAAAAAUUUAGCACCUCUCCUUCAUGGAGAAAAAAAUUGUUUUAUGACAUUUUUCAGAACAUUUUUCAGUUUUCUGCUCGUCCUGAAAAAUUUUAACACUACAUAGCCAUGAUUUUAUUGCUGAUUCUGAAUCUAGACGUUAUUGUGCUUCGGCAAAAAAAAAGUUCACCCCGAUCCUGAUUGACAUCAAGGGGUUUUUAGGCCGAAGUUCACAAAAUUCGUAGUACUUUUUGCAUGGAAAAAAAUGUUCGCGAACUUGAGAAAAGUGCGUUUUCUCAAUUUUUCUAAGGGGUCUGAUUGCGAUUUUUGUUGUUUUUCGUAUACUUUUAGGCAUUCUCGAUUUUUUUGGAAGCAUUUUUGAAAAAUUAAUAAAAAAAUUAGACCAAGUCGUCGACCCGGGGGUCAUGACAAAAAUUUUCGAGAAAAAAAUUAAUUUUCGAAAUGCUUCAAAAAAAUCAAGAAUGCCUAAAAAGUAUACGAAAAACAACAAAUAUCGCGAUCAGGCCCCUUUGAAAAAUUGAGAAAAACGCACUUUUCUCAAGUUCGCGAACAUUUUUCCAUGCAAAAGUACUCUAAAUUUUGCGAAUUUCGGCCAAAAAACCCCUUGAUGUCAAUCGGGAUCGGGGUGAACUUUUUUUUUGCAGAAGCACAAUAACGUCUAGAUUCAGAAUCAGCAAUAAAAUCAUGGCUAUGUAGUGUUAAAAUUUUUCAGGACGAGCAGAAAACUGAAACAUUUUCUGAAAAAUGUCACAAACCAAUUUUGUUCUCCAUAAAGGAGGGGUGCCAAAUUUUUGGUGCCAACAUGAAAUAUACUCAAAAAGAUGCGAAGAAUCCAAUGGCGUUGAGUUUGAGACGCUAGUAUUUUUUUGAAAUUAGUUACAGGUUUGACCUUGUUUGUGACCGUGAUCGGACUAGGGACCACGGAGCCGGACCAAAACUUGUCUGAUGUAUGACUGUUAUGUAAGUACCCAUUGGGUAUAAUAUGGGACAAAUUGAAGCAUUCUGAAUUUUUAGUGACCUGCAGUAUUUGAACUUCUCAGACAUUGCCUUUUAAAUUUUUUCAAAAAAUACCGUUGAAAAUUUACCCAAGAAAUUUGAAAAUUUUCAAAUAUUCUCGCGAGAAAUUUAAAUUUUUUCAAAAAAUACCGUUGAAAAUUUACCCAAGAAAUUUGAAAAUUUUCAAAUAUUCUCGCGAGAAAUUUAAAUUUUUGCAAAAAAUACCGUUGAAAAUUUACCCAAGAAAUUUGAAAAUUUUCAAAUAUUCUCGAGAAAUUUAAAUUUUUUCAAAAAAUACCGUAGUUUUAUGGUGUACGGUAACACUCGUUCAGCUGUGCGCACCCCGGAUUUCCCGUAAAUUUCUGCCGACUUUGGACUGCAAAAUCCGCGAGAUUUGCGGCGUUUCCGAGACUUUGGACGCGGCAUGAAAGUGUUUGUGCUCGACCCGUUCGCUACCUUCCAGGGCGGUCUACUUUGUGUUCUACCUGACGCUAGUCUGCUGCCAAUCGAUCCGUCGCUGCUUUCCGUGCAAUCUCAUCGUGCUCACCGUCUUCGUAAGUCGCGUUUUCGUCCAUUUUUGCGCACGAUUCUCAUGCAUUUUUCCUCGCCCAGACGCUCUCGGCCGCCACAAUGACCAUGUUCAUAACGGCGCACUACUCGGUCGAAUCGGUAAUGAUCGCGCUGCUGAUCACCACGCUCUGCAGUGCGUCUAUCAUCGUUUUCGCGGCCACAACCAGCAAAGACCUGACUUCGUAGGUGUCCACGUACUACCGUAACCCGCUACAGUAACCCCUUGUAGAUGUCUCGGAAUCGCAUUCAUCCUCGGAAUGUGUCUGAUCAUGUUCGGAUUGAUGACGAUCAUUUUUGUCGUCGUUUUACAGUGGUACUUUCUGAAUAUUGUCUACUCGGCCCUUGGCGCACUUUUAUGCAUGUUCUACUUGGCGAUUGAUGUGCAGGCAAGUACAGUAACCCUGGAAACGCUACAGUAAUGCUCAUUCAGAUGAUAAUGGGCGGUCGUCGUGUCGAAAUCUCUCCGGAAGAGUACAUUUUCGCCGCCACACACGUCUUCGUCGACAUUCUCACCAUGUUCUUUCACAUUUUGGGAGUUGUCGGAAGGAAUUGA